Messenger RNA from Chelonus insularis, 5042 nucleotides. Its product is annotated as zinc finger protein 595. The record is from RefSeq and is a predicted model, not a curated record. Lineage: Eukaryota; Metazoa; Arthropoda; Insecta; Hymenoptera; Braconidae. Gene Ontology annotation, cellular component: nucleoplasm. Gene Ontology annotation, biological process: regulation of transcription by RNA polymerase II. The coding region runs from base 2660 to 4639 and encodes 659 amino acids. The transcript is spliced from 7 exons. Gene Ontology annotation, molecular function: DNA-binding transcription repressor activity, RNA polymerase II-specific; RNA polymerase II cis-regulatory region sequence-specific DNA binding; protein binding.
GAAAUUUAACCAAUAAACCUUAUCCUUGACUCUUAAUAUUUCCUUCCUAAGUUUUCACAAGAUUACCAGAAUGUCUUCAUAACGAUAAAUAAUCAUGAAAUGUAAUUAAUAAUUGUCAUUAAUCAUUUUGAGAAUGGUGAAAAUAAUAAUAAGGACAGAAAAAUUUCCCACAGUUAUAUUUUUAUCAGUAUUCUGAUUUACACAGAUAUAAUAUGGAUACACAUUUAUGUAAAAGGUAACGAUACUUACUUUUUUUAACGAAAAUAGCAAUCACCUUAAUAAUUAGAAAAGAUCUUACAAAAGAUAAAUUGAAAUGACUCCAGGGAGUUGGCAUUUAACCUCUGUGACUGUGUAAUUAGUAGUGAAAGUCAUAGUGUACGUUCAUUCUCAGCUUCUAUCUGAUCUUUCACAUGUAAUGUUCAGAUCAAGAUCUUAUACCAUCUUAAUUUUAUCAACACAAGAGUUGGUAUCGCAAUGGAAAUGAUAGAUUAUGAGUGAUACUAGCUCAGCCAUCAACACUAUUGAUCUUACGAAGAUUUGUUUUACCAACUACCAUCAAUUUUAUGAAUCCAGAAGUUAGAAGAUUAUAUGGGCAAUCUGUAACCAAGAUGCAACGCCUUCGUAUUAAUUGUAAAAAUUAAAUCAGAAAAAAAUGUAAAGCUAAAUGUCUACAUUGAAAAAAAGAUUGAAUAGAAUUCAAUCUGAACAAGAGGAUAACAAUUAUCUUAUACGGAAUAAUGUUGGGCCCAUGGUAAUGUCUAAUUUUUAUCUGGAUAAUUAUAACUCAAUAUUUAAAAUCCAAUUUAUCUUGCAAAAGAAAGAAAUUGUAAGGAAGUAGAAGGAUAAAAAUGCAUCAGUAAAAAUUGGAUUAUUCUAGUGCAGUGUAUCACGACUACUUUGCAUGACAGGAUAAUCUUUGUACUCUUUGAAAGUGAAUUAGUUACAAAAAUAUGAUUAAAAUCAAAUACGUAUGUUGGAUAAUUCUUAUGAUUAAUUUAUUGAAUGGUUUUUGAACGCAGUCAAUACCUUUUUUGUUCGUGAGACCUUAUGAAUGAAAUAUUACGAUGCACAUAAAGACCCAAUGAGUACACGUAUGCACAUAUCGUGAAUCAUAAACAAAAUAUCAAUUUUUCUUCAUGUGUUUUUAAAUAAUCAAUUUUUCAUAUAAAAGAAAAAAUUGUUCUCAACUUUGUUAAUGUUCAAAAUUUGGGCAUAUUUACUUCUACAAUUAUCUUUUCUCUGAUGAAAAACAAAAAGCUUAUAAAAAGUGUUUUAUAUUUGUCUGAUCAUCAAAAAUAAUUCAGCUACUACUGUAAAGUAAACAGUAAAUUGAAGAUACACCUGACAAGAGAUUUUUUUAGAGAAAGGGCUAAUGUUUAUUUUGAAAACAGAAUGUCAGAACUGAAUAAUAUUUGCUUGAUAAGUCAAGUCGUUUGAAUACGCUAAUGGACUCACUGUAUAUGUUAACUGUAAAUUGACAUUCAACAAAAAUUAUUGAGAAUGUACAAUACCUGCACGUGCAUGUAUCUCGUUUCAAGUCAAAAGAAAAUCCACGCUCAAACGUGACAAUUUUGCAUGGUGAUUAUGCGAGGAUCAACGAUUUAUGUCAUGUAAACACUCAUGAAUAUUUGCCAACAGAGAGCAGGGAUUCAACAAGGCAAUCUGUAUGCUUUCUUCUUUACGCAUAAUCUAUCUCUAAGCAUCAAUUGCAUCUUGCAUACUGAAUCAUGGUAAUAACCGAUAGAGCAAUUACCACUGGAUACUUAUACUUCUUGUACACAUAACAAACAUCAAGAUUGGCCUAGAUUUAACCUUAUAUUAUCAAUUUUUCAAGCCUGAGUAAUUUAAUAUCGACUAUAUAUUUAUAACAAACCGUGGAAUAAGUGUGACCCUAGGUCAUUUGGAAAGAUCACCAACAACUCUCAAUACCUUGAAACAUCAAGAUAUGUUGAAAUUUUACAUAUCAAUUUUCAGACCGAAUGUAAAUGCAUUUAAAAGUUGGAAACUUUAAUUACAAGACAAUAUUUAUGAUGAUGAUUUGAUUAAAAUCAUGUCGAAAUUUGAUUCUACCAAUAAUAUAUAGAAUCUUAAAUGAUGGAUCAACAUGAGUUAAGCACAGCAAUUACUUGGAUGAAGAAGUUAUCAGUCUUUGUUUCUUGUAUUUAUCUCAAAAAAACUUGUGAACAAUUUAGCGAGUAAAUUGAAUGUUUUCAUGAAAAGAAUCCUAGAAAACAUAAUAAUAAAAAUUAUGGAGUAAUUCUCAAACAUCAUUUUUCACUUGAAUAACUCCAUGAACUUAUAAAGUGUAGCAGUUUAUUGAAAAAUUUAUAUCUUUUCAUAAAAAUAUUUUUUUAAAUAAUAGCACAAAGCAAGAAAUGUUUAAAGAUCUGGAGCCUACAGAUAAAGGUCGAAAGAAAAGGGAAUGGUAGAGGGAGAGUCUGUAAGAGAGAAGUUUCACAGGUGGGCAGUCGUCACCUUGACAGAUCAGUGCUUAGACUUUCCUUGGCUCUUCUUCAUCUAUCAUCAAGUUCUUUAAUGAAACAUUCAUCAAUGUAGUAAUACUAUAAUGUGAGAAAUAAACAAAGUGACGGGAUGAUUAAAAAAAGAAGAAAAAGAUUAUUUUAAAUGAGUAAAAUCAUUUGUUAAUUAAGUGAUUAAGAUGAUGGGAGAAAUCAUCAAAGUAUCUGGAGAAAGACCUAACUUUUUGGAGGAUGCUUUAUCACAAACUUUUGCUGAUGUUUUUUUAUGUUGUUCUGGUGGUCAAAGAUUUCGUGCUCAUCGAUUAGUUUUAUCGGCAGCUAGUUCUUAUCUUCAUGAAGUCCUUGUGGCUCAUGGAAAAAUAGCUGGACAAUGUGAACCCAUCACUGUGAUACUUGCUGAAGUAGAAGGUAACGAUCUCGCUGCAAUCUUAGGAUUCCUCUACACUGGAAGUACUGCAGUUCCAUCAGCAAGAUUAGAAGCCUUUUCAAGUACUGCUGAUGCUCUCAGGAUACGCAUUCCACCACUUCCACGUGUUUUAAAAAAUCAAAGGAUAUCGGAGAAUAUAAAGGAUCAUUCAAAAGUCUAUGAUUAUUUAAGUUCAACACAAGAACUCGAAGUGAGAGAAACAAUGGUUCAAAAGGAAGAUGAAAAUGGAUUAAAUUUAAAAAUGGAUAAAACAAUUUGUCUUCGUCGACUCUUAAUGUCUGAUAAUAUUAACAAAAAUAAAAUGUUACCAAGAGAAAUUGUAAAAUUUAAAUCUCAUGUAGCUAACCGAGUGUUUGCUUCUCCCUGGUGUCAACUUGUGCGACCUUAUCAUUCGCCAAAGAGUCGAGUGAUUUUGCAAAACAGUGAGUCAUGUUGUAAGAAUAUUUACGAUGUUUCAACUGAUUCUUUUUCAUCUUCACGACAAGACACGUUUCAAGAUAUAUAUCCUAAUGCUUUGAACAUGACUACUGUAGGCGUUGAAAGAUUGUCCAAGUCUCUCAUACAUGAUGUACAACAGGUGACCGAUGACUAUCCUCAAAAUUCUUCUAGUAACAUACUUAGAUCGUAUCCACCUGAUAUAGUUCAAAGCGAUAGAGACAUGAGUAAAUGUCAACACAAUCAUACCAAAACUAAUACAGACAUUUUUGAUGAUAUCCAUUUGUAUCACAAAGCUAAUAAAUCAUCAGAAGAGUCUUUGGAUCAUUUAAAUCAAAGAAGUUUUGAGGACGAUACAAUCAACGUCAACACCGUUAGAUGCAAUGAUAAUAACAAUAAUGAAGAUGAAAAUAAUUAUAACAACAAUUCAGUGAAGUCAGAUAUCGAAGUGGUUUCUACAACUACUUUGCGAGAUCUUGAUCAUAAAAAUUCUCUAGAAACUUUUUGUUCAUCUUCAUUGAAGUCUACCGAAAGUAAUCAUUCACAAGAAAAGCCAUUUAAAUGUUCAGAUUGUGGUAAGGAAUUUUCUCAGCUGCGAAAUUACAAAUAUCAUCGUAGUAUGCAUGAAGGGACAGGAGAAUUUGCGACCACGUGUCCAGAGUGCGGAAAGUACUUUAAUGACCGCGGCUACUUGGGCUCCCAUAUGAAGAUUCAUAGAAAUAGAAAGGAGUAUGUUUGCAACGAAUGCGGUAAAAGUUUCAAUCAAAGAGUUGCUUAUAAUAUGCAUAUGAGGAUUCAUACAGGUUUAAAACCUCAUCGUUGUGAACAAUGUGGUAAAGCAUUCUCCCGCAAAAUGUUGUUAAAACAACACUUACGCACUCAUUCUGGAGAACGACCUUAUCAGUGUCAUAUUUGUAACAAAGCCUUCGCCGACAGAUCCAACAUGACUCUUCACACUAGAUUACAUUCUGGUUUAAAACCUUAUCAAUGUGAUAUUUGUUCGAAAUCUUUUACUAAAAAGCAUCAUUUGAAGACACAUUUGAAUUAUCAUACUGGAACCAAACCAUAUUCUUGCCCAAACUGUUCUUUAACUUUUUCACAGAGCAGUAACAUGAGAACUCAUUAUAAAAAAUGUAUUAAUAUUCAGAAUAAUGAUCAUUUAAAAUGUGAAAAAAAUUCUAGGGUGAAUAUUGAAGAAAAAAAGAAGUCUGAAAAAUCAGUUAUAAAGUGUUCUGUAGCUCUAACACCUCCUCACUCGGAUCUGGAAGUUCAAACUAACAUUCGGGAUGUUAGUUGAUAGUAAAUUGAAAAUUUAUAGUAAAAUUUGAAAUUUAUAGCAAAAAAUAAAUAUUUAUUAUAAAUUAAUGAAUAAUAUUAAGUUAUAAAACUUUAGUUCAUGGGUUUUUGUUUUGUACUUAGUGAUUUAUUAAUUUUCCCCUUUAGCGGAGAUUUUUUUACGGUACUUGUUCUUUCUUGUUUUUUACUUAAUUCUUCAGGAAUUUUUUGAACCGUUUUUCUUCUGUAUAACUUCGUUUUUUGUGGGAAAGUUUUUCGCAGCCAUUCGUCUCUUUCCAUUAGCCAAAUUCUUUGAUAUUCAUGAGCUAUUAGCUGCUCCAUUGGUAUGUGAGUAUCUCUGAUUAAUAAAUAAAUUCAUUUAUUGUUUAAUAAAACAUUUGUUUAAUGUCAUUGUUAAAUGUGUA